AUGACUCUCCGCUACGCCGAGGGAGACUUCGUUUGCCAGGAGUGUGGGAGCACUCGUAUGGAAUACGACGAGGCUCUGCGGGGUGGGUUCCUUUCAGGGACAGCAAAUUUUGAUUGCUGGGACCCCUUGGGGCUCAGCGCUACCGACGAGGAGGAGCACGUCGAUGUCAGUGUCUUCGAGACACAGACCAAGCAAGGCGUCAAGGCGUACGAAGCGAGGCACACGCAUUUGGCGGACCUCAGUCGACGUCGUUGGCGCCGCACCGUCACCCCGCCGGAAGCGGACGUCUAA
Messenger RNA from Symbiodinium necroappetens, 291 nucleotides. Lineage: Eukaryota; Dinophyceae; Suessiales; Symbiodiniaceae. The record is from the annotation of a GenBank genome assembly.